This is a messenger RNA of Papilio machaon (common yellow swallowtail), 2582 nucleotides long. It is a transcript of the gene pygo, whose product is annotated as protein pygopus. Bases 180 to 1712 code for a protein of 510 amino acids. Lineage: Eukaryota; Metazoa; Arthropoda; Insecta; Lepidoptera; Papilionidae. The transcript has 4 exons. The record is from RefSeq and is a predicted model, not a curated record.
CGUGAAUGUGGCGUGUGUUGUUUGGACUAUCGUGAGUCGUAAAUAAAAAUGCUUGCAAUAUGUUGAUAUUUCUUGUUAUUAGUGAUCUUCAUGUAUAAUAAAAUAGAAGUACAUCAAUGGACCUUAAACGGAUGACAAAAUCUUAAUGUGAGAGGUGAUUUACUUUUGGUAUUUGUCAUAUGCUGCACGCCUUGGGGUCUGGACGAGGACAAAAAAUAAUCACUUAUUCUGAUCCUGAAUUGAUAAUGCAAUAUAGACGCAACCAGUCUUCCGGCACGUAUUUACGCUUCCCCGAAACAAUGAGGAUGUCAGGGCCAGGAUUAGGGCCUUCGGAUUUCAAGCCACCUAUGGAUACUCCUACCCCACCCGCUCCAGCACCAAGCAAUCCCAAAAAGAGGAGAAAAACAUCAAAUGCAAAUAAUGCUUUAACUCCUCAACCGCCACCUACCGCUCAAGAUUUAUUACCACCACCACUAACUGGAUAUGGGGAUACUAUUGUGGCAUCUAAUCCUUUUGAUGAUUCCCCAUCAACGGUUUCACACAAUGGCCCAAUGAUGAGUCAAAAUGGUCCCAUGAUGAGCCAAAAUGGACCAAUGGGUAUGAUGGGCCCCAUGCACAACAUGGGUGGUCCACCUAUGAGGCACAUGAGUCCCCUUCCACAUAAUAUGAGUCCUAUGAAUCAACAAAUGCCCCCUAGAGGAGGAAUUAGUCCUAUGGGUAAUAUGAGCCCCAUGGGGCAUAUGGGUGGUAUGUCUCCAAUGGGAGGGCCAAAUAUGGGAAUGAGUAAUCAUAGUAUGGGGCCGGUGAUGGGACCAUCAAGAUCCAUGGGAAGUCCAAUGAGUCCAAUGAAUUCAAUGCCUAUGGGUUCUCCUAUGUCAUCUGGUCCAAUGGGAAGCCCUAUGAAUAUGGGUUCUAUGGCAGGCAGUCACAUGGGUAACAGUCCUAUGGGGCCACCGAUGCACAGUCCUCUCGGUGCUGGAUCAAUGAAUGGACCAAUGGGUGGAGGAGGGCCUGGUAUGAAUGUUUCAAGAAUGAAUGGACCAAUGGGACCUAACUGCUCAAAUGGUUCCAUGGGACCUACCAGUUCUAUAAUGUCACCAAGUCCAAUGCAAUCUGGAGGAAUGGGACCCACACACUGUGGUCCUAUGAGACAUGGCAGUCCAAUGGGGUCAGGAAUGGGAGGUGGACCAAUGGGCAACAAUGGACCCAUGACAUCAAUGGGCCCUGGACCUCCAUAUAACAGCAGCCACAUGGGUCAUGGAGGCCCAAUGAGUAUGGGAAACAGUGGUUCUAUGGGUAUGGGUCCAGGUCCAGGUAAUAUGGGUAACUGUGGGCCUCUAGGUGGCAUGAGUGGGAUGUCUAUGGGUGGUCCUGGAGGGCAAGGUCCAAUGGGCCAAAAUAUGGGCAUGUUUGGGCCUAAGCCUAUGCCAGUAAGUGCAGGAAAAGUAUAUCCUCCAGAUCAACCCAUGGUAUUUAACCCUCAGAACCCCAAUGCACCACCAAUAUAUCCUUGUGGAGUUUGCCAUAAAGAGGUACAUGAUAAUGAUCAAGCAAUAUUAUGUGAAUCAGGAUGCAACUUUUGGUUUCACAGAGGUUGUACGGGCUUAACGGAGCCAGCGUUUCAACUCUUGACAGCGGAAGUUUACGCAGAGUGGGUAUGUGACAAGUGUCUGCAUUCAAAAAAUAUACCAUUGGUAAAAUUUAAGCCAUAGCGAUUUGCCAAUGUAAACCCACCAGCCUUCCUGCCACUUAUAUGAGCCAGUGCUCGCAUCAUCACAAGGGACUAUUUUUACUCUAUGACAAAUUAAUUUUACGGAAUUGUUAUUCUUUUUCAAUAAUUUUGUUCAGUGCUUUAGAGUGAUAUGAAGUUGUAACUGAUCAUUAUAAUAGAGGUCACAGUCUUUCUUUCACAAUGCGGUUUGGGGGAAAUGUUUGCUUUAGUUCACUUUAGAUGACAUAGUAAAAGCUUAAAGGGGAAAAAGUACACCAUAAUGUUACCGCACCCUGUUUAUGAGUGGAACAACAAAUAUCUCCCAAAUUCCGCUUGUUGCCAGAUGGUGUCUCUCUUUCUUUAUAUGAUUAGUUACAUCGAUUUUGAAAUAAUAAAUUUUGUGAUUGUAAUAUUGUGUGAAACAAUGUGCAGACAGUCUGUAAUAGCUAGUCUGUUAUUUUUAUUUUCAUAAUUUAUUUAUUACCAAUCAAUUGAAUCAUAAGUUAUGCCAUGUGAAGUAUAACCUUAUGCCAUUAGAUUAAGGUUGACAUUUGUUUGUUUAAUGAACUGUCUAGUGUUGCUAGUUUAAAAUAAGGACACAGACUUUUUUAAUGCAGAAACAUUUUAUGUGUUUGACAAAUAUGCCCAUAGAAAUAUGUUUUAUUUUUACUUUUCAUGCCCGUGUUUAAUUUUUUGUUGUGUUUUUUUUUUGUGUCAGACAUAUCUGGUGAAGCAAUUUUCAAUAUAUUAGAUAAAAUUACUGGCAACGAAACAAAGCAAUAUGUAAUGUAACUUUCUCUGUUUUGAGCAUGUUGUGUAUUGCUUUAUGUUUUAUUUGUGCAUACUGUAAAUAUCUGUUAGUCAUAAAAUU